Messenger RNA from Dermacentor silvarum, 1498 nucleotides. RefSeq lists its product as uncharacterized. The transcript has 8 exons. Bases 308 to 1498 code for a protein of 396 amino acids. The record is from RefSeq and is a predicted model, not a curated record. NCBI's taxonomy places the organism in Eukaryota, Metazoa, Arthropoda, Arachnida, Ixodida, Ixodidae.
GCUUAGUCCGCGUGAAAUAUGAGAUGUGCGACGUGAAACCGAGAAACUCUGCAAGGCGUCAAGAAACGAAAGCCGCAGGAAACGUCGCAUCAGACAAAGAAGAUGGACAACUCGGUGAAUAUUUUGUCCAGCUCUGUGGCAUCUGAACACCCGGAAAAAGUACACAGUUCAGCCAUGUUCUUUCGGCUCGUCAAGCGUGACAGUGCAUGGCUGUACCUGACUUCGCUGCAAUCCUCCCCUCAUCUCUCACACCCCGGAAGAAAGAAAAUUUGAAAGCAAUGAACGACAACGUAACAACCUAUCCGAGAUGUCGAUGUCGACAGUUACGCCAAGCCCUAGCGACCGCAUGGCGCAACGGGAGCACAAGCGGAUGAUCGUGAGGGCUGGCAUAGCCGUUAUCAUCCUGCUGCUCAUCAUAGACGCCAUACUGCUGUACAUGUGGCUGACGGCCGAACCGAAGGUCAUCUACAAGAAAGUCACCAAGGAUGACUUCAACAGGCGCCUGUACCAACCUUCGGACCUUGACCCGAGGGACACUGACGGCACCCUGCUGCUCCUGGAAGAACUGUCGUUCCCUGGCAUGGACACCGCCUCCGACCGCCGCCAGAGGCAGGGCAUGUGCAACUCCUCGGGCUGCCUGUGGCUCCAGCAGUACCUCAGAGGACGCAACAGUGGCUCGGGCCACAUCCAUAGCCAGAGCCAGAGGGGCGGCCGACCGGGUCCCUGUGAUGACUUCCACGAGCACGUGUGCGGCUCGAGAGGUCACUCCCUUUACAGGGAUGGCAUGGCGCGUCUCAUGGUCGCCGUCGCAGGAAAGGUCACGGAAAGGCUGCACGUAAUCCCCGGAAGCGGAAGUGGACGAGCGGAAGCCGCCGGCACUGGGGACCCAGAUGAGGAUCAUGCGGUAGUUCUGCAGCAGUGCCUGGAAGGUGGAGCCGUGAUCACCAAGGAAAGCAUUAUGCCCGCAUGCGGGGAAAUAAGGGGCGAAGACUGUCCAUCGUCAUUCCCAGAAGCACCUUUUCGGAUCUCCGAGCGCUUCUUCCGAGCCAACCGCAGCGCCACCAUCGACGACUACGCUGCUUUCGUACAAAGCCUUGCGCCGGACCUGCAGAGUGAUAAGCGCCUGAACUUUAGCGAGCUCGGCAUGGUCAGGACAUUCCCCAGGCGGUGGAUCUCCACAGCGUGCCACUGGGUCGAGCUCUCUGCGCGUUGUCAUCUGGAGAGGAGUCUGCGAUUCAGGGGAUCCGGGAGCCUCACCCUUUACCAGCAGCUGUGGAAGCUGCUCUACUUCGCACCUUUCUUGGGUGACCACGCUCGUCCACUGGUAAAGGCAGCGCACCAGGAGCCCCCCGUGCCUCAGCUACAAGCUUGUGUGCGCGUUAUUGACGACGUGUUUCGGGAAAAGACCACGGAUGCUGGCAAGGCGACCCUGUCGGAGGCUGUGGAUGGCUUACAUGACACCGUCGCGCAUUUCGUCUGGGAGGCCCGCCAGCAAUAA